This is a messenger RNA of Gryllus bimaculatus (two-spotted cricket), 579 nucleotides long. The record is from the annotation of a GenBank genome assembly. NCBI's taxonomy places the organism in Eukaryota, Metazoa, Arthropoda, Insecta, Orthoptera, Gryllidae.
AUGAUAGGAGGACCCGUGCCGCCGGGGGCGGGACCAUGUGGUUCGCGCGCAGACCCGCCGGAAAUCACCCUGCGGCCCCGCGACCAGCAGGUGAAGGCUGGGGGCGUGGCGGCCUUCUAUUGCCAGGCGCGCGGCGACCCGCAGCCCACGCUCCAGUGGCGCAAGAACGGCAAGCGCGUGUCCAGCACGCAGUCGCGCUACCUGGUGCACGAGUUCCCGCAGGGCGGCGCGCUGCUGCGCAUCGAGCCCGUGCGCGCGGGCCGCGACGACGCCGCCUACGAGUGCGUGGCCGAGAACGGCGUCGGCGACGCCGUCAGCGCCGAGGCCAUCCUCACCGUCUACGAGACCACCUGCAGUGCGGCGGGCGUCGCCGUCCGGUUCGGCCCGUGCCGCUGCCGUGGGAAGCAGGCGGCGUGGCCGGUGGCCGUGGCCCUGCGCAGGUGCCCGUUGCCAUGGCAAUGGCUUGUUAUUAUUGUGGACGUUGGGCCCGUGCCGGCCGCGCCCUCUGCUUGCCGUCGCCUGCUGUGCGUGCGCACGUCGCCCCGGCACCCGGCGCCCGCCGCCCGCCGCCCGGCCUAG